This is a messenger RNA of Knipowitschia caucasica, 1620 nucleotides long. The record is from the annotation of a GenBank genome assembly. Lineage: Eukaryota; Metazoa; Chordata; Actinopteri; Gobiiformes; Gobiidae.
AUGGAGGUGCUGAAGCUGCCUGUGUUUCUGUGCGAUAAUCUGUUUUCCCUGGCAAGGAAAAAUGAAUUGAUGGUGUGUUGUUUCGUCGUGCACAAACGCUGCCAUGAGUUUGUCACAUUCUCCUGUCCAGGCGCAGACAAGGGCCCCGCCUCAGAUGACCCGCGGGCCAAGCACAAGUUCAAAAUCCACACAUAUUCCAGUCCCACGUUCUGCGACCACUGCGGCUCGCUGCUCUACGGCCUCAUUCACCAGGGCAUGCGCUGUGACCACUGUAUGAUGAACAUCCACAAGCGCUGUGUGGCUAACGUGCCCAGCCUUUGUGGGACGGACCACACGGAGAGGAGAGGGCGCAUCCAGAUCACAGCGGACAUCAAGACCAACGUGCUGACCGUCACCAUCCAAGAGGCCAGAAACCUGGUGCCCAUGGAUCCCAACGGCCUGUCGGACCCUUACGUGAAGCUCAAACUGAUCCCAGACCCGCGCAGCGAGACCAAGCAGAAGACCAAGACCGUCAAGUGCUGCCUCAACCCCGUCUGGAACGAGACCUUUAAAUUCCAUCUGAAAGAACACGACAAGGACCGGCGCCUGUCCGUGGAGGUGUGGGACUGGGACCUGACCAGCCGCAACGACUUCAUGGGCUCGCUGUCGUUCGGCAUCUCCGAGCUGCACAAGCAAGGCGUGGACGGAUGGUUCAAGAUGCUGUCCCAGGAAGAGGGCGAGUAUUUCAACGUGCCAGUGGCUCCUGAGGGCGAAGAGGCCAACGAGGAGUUCCGGCAGAAAUUUGAGAGAGCUAAAAUUGGGCCUGGUAAGAACGCAGAAGGAAAGGCGGUCAACGCGGCGUCCCGGUUUGACUCCAACGGCAACCAAGACCGAGUGAAGCUGGCUGACUUCAACUUCCUGAUGGUGCUGGGGAAAGGGAGCUUCGGAAAGGUGAUGCUGGCUGAGAGGAAAGGCACAGAGGAGCUGUAUGCGAUAAAGAUCCUGAAGAAGGACGUGGUGAUCCAGGACGAUGACGUGGAGUGCACCAUGGUGGAGAAGAGGGUCCUGGCUCUGUCCGGGAAGCCCCCAUUCCUCACACAGCUGCACUCCACCUUUCAGACCAUGGAUCGCCUCUACUUUGUCAUGGAGUACAUAAACGGAGGAGAUCUCAUGUAUCAGAUCCAGCAGGUCGGCAAGUUCAAAGAGCCGCACGCCGUGUUCUACGCGGCCGAGAUCGCCAUCGGUCUGUUCUUCCUGCAUUUAAAGGGCAUCAUCUACAGAGACUUGAAGCUGGACAACGUGAUGCUGGAUUGCGAAGGCCACAUUAAAAUCGCAGACUUUGGGAUGUGUAAAGAAAGCAUGGCCGAUGGGGCCACCACCAAAACCUUCUGCGGGACCCCGGACUACAUCGCCCCAGAGAUCAUCGCGUAUCAGCCCUAUGGAAAAUCCGUGGACUGGUGGGCCUUCGGGGUCCUGCUGUACGAGAUGCUGGCGGGACAGCCUCCCUUUGACGGCGAGGAUGAGGACGAGCUCUUCCAGUCCAUCAUGGAGCAUCACGUGUCCUACCCCAAAUCUAUGUCCAAGGAGGCGGUGGCCAUCUGCAAAGGGAUUGAGCUGAGGAGGCAGGAGUCCCAUGCAUAA